Messenger RNA from Neohortaea acidophila, 2372 nucleotides. RefSeq names its product MgPP2CL-1, protein phosphatase 2C-like protein 1. Bases 243 to 2156 code for a protein of 637 amino acids. Gene Ontology annotation, molecular function: protein serine/threonine phosphatase activity; cation binding. The record is from RefSeq and is a predicted model, not a curated record. Lineage: Eukaryota; Fungi; Ascomycota; Dothideomycetes; Mycosphaerellales; Teratosphaeriaceae. Gene Ontology annotation, biological process: protein dephosphorylation. The transcript has 2 exons.
CUUCCCCUCCACCACCUCGUCCCCUCCAACACACCCUCUACUAGCUCUUCCUCCCACCAAGCGCCGCUGUCCUUCUCAGGCAUCAUCUUUGCUGACCGCGCUGUGCGCUCGGUAGAGCUCCCCCCUCCGUCUCGCGCUAGCCGAGGCCUUGCCCGCUCCCGCACACCCUCACCGCACACCUUCUCCGACCUACCACCCACGGCCCUCCAGCGACUUCUCCUCGGCGUCGUUCCAGCGACUACAUGAGCGGAGUCGCCACGCAGCAAAGUACAAAUCUGGCCGGGAAUAAGAGACGCAGUCUCUCCGGUCAGGGCGGCUUGCUGAACAGGAUGUUCGGCAGCUCAGGCAGCGAGAACGGCAAGGACGGCCACGCCAAGGACAGCAUCGUUAAGGAAAGCGGAAACGGCAAUGGCAAGGAAGCCAGCCAGGAGACCAGCAAGGAUGUCCUUACCAUGGACGGCGCUGCCACCAUUGAACCCACCCAAAGCCCUAACAACAUCCCCGUCAUUGAUGAGAGCAAGGAAGAGAGCAGGGAUGCGGUGCCCCGCGACAUGCGAAGUCCCGUGCGCAAGACCGCCUCUCCCGAAGACACCACGGCCGCCGAAAAGAAGCGAAGAAGUAGCGGCGUGGGGAGGGCGCGCGAUCUCUUCAGCAGUGCUAAGCAAACCCUCCGCGAUCUGGGCGGCUCCCCCGACAGCCGUUCGGAAAAGGCCUCGCAGACGCCCAUGCAGAGGCUGGGCAUGAAAGACCCCGCGCUGAGCGUGCCGCAUGGCUCCCUCAACAACUCCGCCGGCGAAUCCGUCCCCGGCCCCCGCUCCACCUUCCGCGUCGGCGUCACCGAGGACAAGAACAAGAAGUGCAGACGCACCAUGGAAGAUACGCACGCCUAUCUCUACAACUUUUUGAGCACGCCCGCACCUCUCUUGGGAUCGGACGGUUCCCUGAAACCCCGCGCCUCUACCAACUCGUCGCGCGCAUCUGGAUCCAACCUCUCCCCCGUUGAUUCCAACACCUCCAUCGUGGAGACGGACAAUGGCUAUUUUGCCAUCUUCGACGGACACGCCGGCACCUUUGCCGCGGAAUGGUGUGGGAAGAAGGUGCACAUCCUGCUGGAGGACAUUAUCCGCAAGCACCCCAACACUCCCAUUCCCGAGCUGCUCGACAUGACCUUUACCUCUGUCGAUACACAGCUCGAGAAGCUUCCGCUCAAGAACAGCGGAUGUACGGCGGUGAUUGCCGUCCUGCGCUGGGAAGACCGAAUACCGAGCACUCAGUCGGCAACGGGGUCCACGGCACUUGCGCCUGCCGCCGCGGAGGCUGCAAAGGCCCAGUCGAAGAACGGGUCGCAAAGCCACGAAGAGGCUGCCAAGUCGCCCGAGGCCAUCACUGCAGAGAGCAAGCUGAGGGCCAAGGCUACGAGGGAGCGCGUGUUGUACACGGCGAAUGUCGGCGACGCUCGCAUCAUUCUUUGCCGCAAUGGCAAGGCUCUCCGCUUGUCCUACGACCACAAGGGCAGUGAUGAAAACGAAGGCAAGCGUAUCGCGGGCGCCGGAGGCUUGAUUCUGAACAAUCGCGUGAACGGAGUGCUAGCGGUCACGCGCGCGCUGGGUGAUGCCUAUAUGAAGGAUUUGGUCACUGGACAUCCCUACACGACGGAAACUGUGAUCCAGCCGGAUCUUGACGAGUUUUUGAUUCUGGCUUGUGAUGGCGUAGGUCUCUGGGACGUCUGCUCAGAUCAGGAGGCGGUGGACCUCGUGCGCAACCAGCAAGAUCCCCAAAUUGCUUCCAAGAUGCUCGUCGAUCACGCCUUAGCUCGCUUCUCCACCGACAAUCUGUCGUGCAUGAUUGUGCGCUUCGACAACAAAGCGCUGCAGGAGAAUGUGGAAAAGAAGGCUGCUCCGAUCGGGGUGGAGGGAGACCCGGGCACAGUGGAAGGCGGGCUUAGUGAGGCCGACAAGAUUGUGCGGGAGAGCAGGCGAAAGCUGGAGGAGAGUGGGAUUCCGGAAAGCCAGAUUGCCAAGGCUCCCGAUGAAAUCAUUGCAUCGGAGAAGGACACGGAGCCAGGCCCUGAGCUGAAUGCGCAGGCGCUGAGGGAGGAGGCACUGAAGGAGAUGGUCAGACAGAAGGCGGCGCAGGAAGGCAAGGCGAAUAGCUAGCGCUAGAGGGGCUUGUUGGCAUGAAUGACGGAUGCGGUGAGAGGAGGGGUGAUUUGAGCGAUGUGCGAGGCCUGUUGCUCCCUCAGCUAUGGGGCCGGUGUUUACGAUGAUGUGCGUUGCAUUUCGUUGAGUCCAUGCUGGGCAUUUCUUAAAAUGUCUGGACGUCACGGUGACAUUGAGAUACGGCCCGGAUUGAGCAGCUGCAUCUCCUUUUCC